This is a messenger RNA of Neoarius graeffei (lesser salmon catfish), 6331 nucleotides long. It is a transcript of the gene bbs7, whose product is annotated as Bardet-Biedl syndrome 7. Gene Ontology annotation, cellular component: BBSome; axoneme; ciliary basal body. Gene Ontology annotation, molecular function: protein binding. Lineage: Eukaryota; Metazoa; Chordata; Actinopteri; Siluriformes; Ariidae. The record is from RefSeq and is a predicted model, not a curated record. The transcript has 19 exons. Gene Ontology annotation, biological process: non-motile cilium assembly; intracellular protein localization; intracellular transport. The coding region runs from base 457 to 2604 and encodes 715 amino acids.
GUGGAUGUGUCAGGGCAGGCAAUAUUAAAGAUGGCGGACUAGCGUUCAGUAAAGCGUUUGCUAGCUCGGAAAGCCGGUUGUUGGUUUGUUUUUGAAGUAUAAAUUUGCUUUAGCGAGUUUUUGGAGUUUGGUAUACGGAUGUAAAAGUGUAUUCUUUGUAUCUGGGUUAGUUUCUACUUAUUUUAGAUGCAUAAAAUGGAGGAAUAUGUGUGACUAUGUAUGUAGCUUGUGAAUUAGCUAGACUAGCGGUGCAGUGAUAUGAGAUCCGGGUAACGCUAAUCCGGGAGUUCAUGUUAAUCCACUCAGCUGUGGCAAUCUGCCUGGCUGUUUCACUCCCCAAAAUGAACUAGAUAUCACUGAAAUAUUCAUGUGUAUUACAUAUUCGAGGCAUGAAUAAUUCUAAAACUGGUGUGAAGCUGAAAUAAUAAGUCUGCUGUGAUUUUCAAACCUGAGAAAAUGGAGCUCAAUUUAAAACAUGUUGAUUACCUGCAGGUUGGAGUGACUUCUCCAAAAACAAUGAAACUCUUACCUGCGGUGGGUCGUAAAGCAACGCAAAAGGUUGCUGUUGCCGAUCAUGAUGGUGUGGUCAACUGUUUCGGGAUGAAAAAAGGAGAGGCGGUUCCCGUUUUCCGAAGUCUCCCAGGACAGAAGAUCUCCAGGCUGGAGCUGGGAGGUGCAUUAGGAACACCACAGGAGAAGAUCUUUGUGUGCUUGGGUUCUGAGGUUAGGGGUUACACCAAAAAGGGCAAACCGUUCCUUACUUUUGAGGCCAAUCUGACAGAGAGCAUCAAUACCAUGCGUGUUUCCGGGGCGGACCUUUUUGUCUGUGCCAGCUACGUUUACAACCACUACUGUGACUGCAAAGACCAGGACUAUUUUCUGUCAGGGGACAAGAUCAACGACAUGGUGUGUUUACCAGUCGAGACGGUGGGACGUACGGUGCCUGUUCUGGCGUGCCAGGACCGAGUACUGCGCAUAUUACAGGGUUCAGAACUGCUCUUUGAUUUUGAGAUUUCUGGCCCACCUUCUGUUCUGGAGCUUCACAACAGAGAUGGAGGUAAGGAUGGAGAGGAAGUGCUUUACGGAACGACUGAUGGCAAACUGGGUCUAGUGCAGUUAACCCGUUCAGCUCCCGUCCCUAAGUGGGAGGUGGACAAUGAGAAGAAAAAAGGAGGCGUGCUGUGUAUCGAUACAUUCGACAUCCUGGGUGACGGAGUAAAAGACAUCCUGGUUGGGAGGGAUGAUGGGACGGUCGAGGUCUACGGACUGGACAGCUCCAACGAACCCACACUGCGUUUUGAGAACGUAUUGACUGAAAGUGUUACAUCGGUCCAGGGAGGGUGUGUAGGAAAGGAGUCACAUGAUGAGAUUGUCACGACAACAUACACAGGUUGGGUAUCGGGUCUCACAACAGAGCCUCAGCACAUGGAGGCAGGCCCAGGGGACGAGGUGAAGAUGAGUCGAGAGACUCAGGCCAAGGUGGCCGCUCUGAGGACCGAGCUGGAGCAGCUGCAGGUGAAGGUGAUGCAGGGACGGGAGAAAUACCAGCAGAACUCCCAGUCCAGCACAGCUGUAUCCACCGUGCCCGUCUUUAGCAUCAACGACAAAUUCACCCUGUGCCAAGAGGAUGCCAGUUACAGCCUCACGCUGGAGGUGCAGACCGCCAUCGAUAACCUGCUGCUACAGAGCGAUGUUCCAAUAGAUUUGCUGGAUGUGGAUAAAAACUCAGCAGUCGUUAGUUUCAGCGAAUGUGAUUCAGAGCCAAAUGGAAAUUUCCUCCUGGCCACAUACAGAUGCCAGGCAAACACCACAAGGCUGGAAUUGAAGGUGAGGUCAAUUGAGGGUCAGUAUGGUACGCUUCAGGCCUACGUAACCCCACGGCUGCAGCCGAAAACCUGUCAGGUGCGUCAGUACCAGAUCAAACCACUCUCGCUCCACCAGAGGACCCACAGCAUCGAUCACAGCAGGCCCAUGAACACCUUGAGGCUGGUGGGGCAGUUCAGUUUUGCAGAGAUCCACUCAUGGGUCGUGUUCUGCCUGCCUGAGGUGCCUGAGAAAACCCCAGCAGGAGAAAACAUCACCUUCUACUUUCAGAACACUUUCCUAGGAACACAGCUUGAGGCAAGCUACUGCAAAGGUGAAGGGAACUUUAAAUCGGAUAACAUUUCAACUAUAUCCAUCCUCAAGGAUGUUCUCUCUAAGGAGGCCACCAAGCGCAAAAUCAAUCUAAACAUUUCUUACGAAGUGAAUGAAGAUUCUGUGAGCCAUACACUGAAGAUGAUUCAUCCUAAGCUUGAGUAUCAGCUCUUGUUGGCCAAAAAGGUUCAGCUUAUUGAUGCUUUGAAGGAGCUGCAAGUGCAUGAAGGAAAUGCAGAUUUUCUGAUUCCCGAGUAUCGCAAUAUACUCGACGAGUCUGCUCGUCUGUUAGAAGAAUACAAAAAACAGCCAGCACAUCUGGAAAGGUUAUACGGUAUGAUAACCGACCUCUUCAUCGACAAGUUCAAAUUCAAAGGGCAGAACGUCAAGACAAAGGUUUCACAGCUCCUUGAAAUAUUAGACAACUAUGAUCUGAACUCCCUGGUGGACUUUUUCAAUGAUGCUUAAUUUAAAACUCCAAUGACCGUUAUUUAUUUACUUGUAAUAUUUUUAGUUUAUGAUAUAGAUUUGUCCAGAGGUGGACAAAGUACCCAACUUCAUUACUUAAGUCAAAGUACAGAUCCCACUGGUUCAAUGUUACUCUGAUACAAGUGAAAGUUGUCCAGUCAAAUUUUUACUUAAGUUGAAGUACUUGCUUUCAAAAAUACUUAAGUAUUAAAAGUACAUUUUCCGUCAACGCAUCGUUGUAUUAUUGCCACAGCGCUGACAAAACCUAGUUACCAAAGACAGAAAUGUGAAUUCAGAAAAUGAACGCAUGCUGUGCCAUCAUGGUGGUUUAACGUUAAGCUAGCCAGUCAGUGAAGCUCCACCUGACAUGCUAGCAAACUCUUUUCAAACUCGAAAUCAUAUUGGGUAGCUAACGCUACUAGAAAAGCAACAUCUCUACAUUCUGUUUAUUUGGAAAGAUUAUGCUAAAACAUAUUUCUGGAAGGACUUCAGAUAAGUUAACGUUAUUCAUAUUGGCAUAACUCUGUUUUUACAUGCUAACUAACAGUGUCCAAGUUAACUAGCUAUGUGGACAAGGCGAUGGCGACUUGGCGGGCAAAUCCAUAGAAAAUCAUCUGACUAACCAGACUACAUAGCUAUUGCAAUGUUAUUGCUAGCUCUAAAAGCACAAACAACUUCACUACAAGUUUUCUCUUGGAAUAAAACGUUUAUAUACCUCAAUAUCCUUCUGCAGGUUGGGCGGCGAGUUUUUAUAGGCCGUGAUGUGGUUUGUUUUCGGCAAACAUUUAAAACGAAAUGAAUCUUUAAUCCUUUCAGAAAACUGAGACAUGGGUUCAUGGGCCAUGAGUGUGUGCAUUCUCCAGAAGAACCACCUUCUUCCAUUCUGCCAUCAACUGAUUUUUGUUCAAAUAACGCUGCUGAGAAAUAAUUGAACUUGAUUUUAUACAGUCUAUGGACGUGACGUGACCCUAGUGAUUACUGAUGGGCUGUCUCAGUGUCACCUGCGAAAAAACCAAUCACGUUUUAGAAAAGAAAAGAAAAAAACAUCCACUUUCAGAGUUGCGUCAUAGGAACGAGUAACGGGGACCUUGAUAGAAAUGUAGUGGAGUGAAACAUAUUUGCCUUUCAAAUGUAGUGAAAUUAAAGUCAUAAGUUUCCAAAAAAAAAUAAUACUCAAGUAAGGCCACACCAAUUCAAUUAGUUGGUUCUCGGAAUCGCCGCUUGAAGAAAAUGCAAAAUGAAAAAAAUAAAAUCGAAAUCGACUGCAGGUUGAGGUCACGUGACGUCGAAAACCAAUCAAAUCGCCCCUUUCACUUUAGAUAAAGACUUGUGGAAGAAACGUGGCUGUGGAGGGGAAUCCUGCAAAGCCUGUUUGUGAUUGUUAGGAUAUUCAGCGAACAUAAACGUAAAAUCUUUGACAGGUGUGUCGAAAUUCAAGAGGGGGAAAACUUUGCACAGUUGUACUCAAGAUGCCGUGAGCUUGUUACCCUGCGAUGUGCCAACUUGGACUACAACUCUGUGGAGGUGGGUUUGAUUUAUAUAUUUCAUUGAUUGAUGUGAGGGGCAAACAAAAAAUCAUUCGAAGUAUUUAGCCAUCAGAAGUAGCCUACUCCUGGCCAAAUCUUUUUUCUGUGCAUUGUAGAUGUUCAAUUGACUGUAAUUCAAUAGUUUAUUUAGCCUCUCUGUUUACUGGUGUGCCUGAUAAAAGACGUGCAGCCAGAGCUAGCCCUUAAUGCAUAUGGGUGGAAAUAAGAUAAGCUAUUAAAAGAGCCAUAUGAAAUGUGUAACAAUAAUGCAUUGUCUUUGUUUUGUUUCUCUAUUAUGAAAGCCCUCUAUUUCCACCGCUAAUUUUACCAUCAGAGCAUUUUUUAAAUUUUAUUUUUAUUUCACGCACUCUCUUCAUAUUUUUCCUGAAAAAAUCCGAGAACCAAUUAAUUAAAUUGGUGUGGCCUAAAGUACAGAUACUCAAAGUGUACUUAAGUACUGAAGUAAGUGUACUUUGUUACUGUCCACCUCUGGAUUUGUCUGAUUAUUUAUUUCUAGUACCUAAACACUUUCACAUACCAAAGUACAGAAGCCAUACAGAGACUGAUCAAUACAUCAUUUAAUGCAGUGACUCUGCAUUAAAUUGGUUCUCUUCUUAUCUAUCUGACAGACAACAAUAUGUAACAAUCAACAACACUAAAUCUAUGUUUAAAACAGUACAAUGCGGAGUACCACAGGGAUCAAUUUUAGGACCUUUCCUAUUUCUAAUGUACAUCAAUAACCUUGCAUUCAUUGCAGUCAUCUUCUUUAUCUUAUUUGCAGAUGACUCCAAUCUUUUCCUUUCGCACUCAAAUUUUAAUACUUUAAUAAAAUUAGCUAAUCAAGAAUUAGAAAAAGUUAUCUGGUUCGAGGUUAACAAAUUAUCUAUAAAUGCCAAAAAAACCUACUUUAUUUUCUGUAAUAAAAAUAAAACCUACAAUAGAAAUAACGCAAAAAUCUUUCUAAAAAGUAUGCCCCUUUCUCAAGAGUGUCAAGCUAAAUUCUUAGGUGUAAUAAUAGAUGACAAACUGACUUGGAAACCACAUAUAGCCAUGUUAUGUAAAAAAAAAAAUCUAAAACUAUUGGACUUAUGGGAAAAAUCUAACAUCUUAUUCAACAAACCAGUAUCACCAUAUAUAAUAGCUUAAUAUACCCAUAUCUGACCUACGGAAAUAUUGUAUGGGGAUGUGCCUACAAAACUACACUACAGCCCCUAAUUCUACUCCAAAAAAGAUUUGCUCGUAUGGCCACCGGAUCCAGUUUUUAUGCCCAUUCUUUACCUCUAUUUACGAAGCUUAAGAUUUUAAAUAUUUUUGAUAUCAAUAGACUUCAGUUAAAUAUCUUCACUUUCCAAUUUCUUAGACGUUCUUUUCCAGACACGUUUGAUAAUUUUCUAAAUCUUAAUUCCCAAUUUCAUGCUUACCAAACUCGACAAAGCGACCAACUACAUAUCCCUCUAGUGCGAACAUCCUUAGGCUAAAAGAGUGUACAAUACAAAUGUGUAAUUGAAUGGAAUAACCUCCCCCUCCACCUUAAAAGUUUUACAUCCAUGAUUAGUUUUAAACGUAAUCUCAGAAACCACCUAUUUUCAUUCCCCAGCCACACCUGACCUUUAUCUUUAAUUAAAGCUCAGUCUCGGAUCAAAUUGUAAAAUAUUACACUACGCCAUGCACCAGGCUUCUGUUAUUAGUACAAUAUUUUUUUCACCAUUUGAAAUCAAUUAAUUAUACUUUUUUUAUUUUAUGUAUAGAUCCUAGGUUACAUUUUUAUUCAUUUCUUAUUUUCACUCAUUAAUUUAUAUUUUAUCUGCAAUUGAUAUUUUGUUUAUAUCUUUUAUUUCAGUUAUGAUAUCAGUUAUAGUUUAAUGUAUAAUUUCAUAUGUUAACAAUAUAAUUAAUAUCAUUAUUUGUCAUUAUUUACUAUUGUUAAUUUUGUUAUUUUCUAAUUUGUCAAAUUUGUAUUAAUUAUUUGUUAAUUUAAAUGGGGGAAGACUUAGAACAAAGCCAUCGAGGCUUUUCUUCUUCCCCCAGCACGUUUUCUGUUUCUGUUCCAUUUAUGGUUGGUUUUUUUUUUUUUUUUUUGUAAAUUUCUUCUAUCAUGUGCAAAUAAAUAAAAUCAAAUCAUCAAAUAGUGCUGUGUUAUGUAAUGAUAAUUAAAUACCACUUCUGUGCUACUUUUCUGUGAAUUUAUAUUUGUACUCGAA